AUGGCAUACAAUCUGUUGCUUUCUGUCUACAUUAUCACCUUCCUCAUGGGAGUUCCCGCCAACAUCCUGGCAUUUGGUACCUUCUGCCGCAAGGUGUAUCGCAAGCCAACCCCGAUAGACAUCCUCCUCCUCAACCUGACCAUCUCCGACCUGAUUUUCCUGGCUUUGCUGCCUUUUAAAAUGAAGGAGGCCUUUGAUGACAUGGAGUGGUUGCUGCCCUACUCCCUCUGUCCCUUCACUGGGUUUCUCUUCUAUGUCACCAUCUACAACAGCACCCUGCUGCUCACCGCCGUGAGUGUGGAGCGUUACCUAGGGGUCGCCCACCCCAUCAGGCAUUCCCUCCAUCGGCGGCCUCGUUAUGCUUUGUUGGCCUGUGUCAUGUUCUGGUUGCUAACGUCUCUGAACCUCAUCGUCGUCUACAUCAUGCCUUACCUCCAGUGGAGACACACCAAUGGCAGCACUCCCGCCACACCUCCACCUAGCUGCUACCUGAAUUUCUCAGACAAAGAGCUUGCAAUCCUGCUGCCGUUCCGCCUCGAGCUCUUCCUCGUCCUCUUCUGCAUCCCCUUCAUCAUCUGCUGCUUCUGCUACGUCAACCUAAUCCUUAUCCUGUCCCGUCUCCCAAAUAUCAGCAGGCGGCGGAGGCUGCAAUGCAUUGGUCUGGCUCUUGGCACACUGAUCGUAUUCUGCGUCUGUUUUGGUCCUUACAACAUCUCCCAUGUGGUAGGCUUUGUCAAUAAGGAGAAUCAGGAGUGGAGGACUGUGGCGUUGCUUUCCAGCACCUUAAAUGCCUGCCUGGAUCCAUUUAUCUUCUACUUGUCCUCGUCAGCCGUUAGAAGCAUGUUAAAGCACUGCUUCAGGAACAUCACAGCAAAGCUGCACAUCCUGCGGUGUGAAGAGACUCAACACCGUCCUCAACAGAAACCAGAAACUGAAAAAUACAAGAAAGCGGAACCUUCUUGA
Maylandia zebra (zebra mbuna) is the source of this 963-nucleotide messenger RNA. Its product is annotated as free fatty acid receptor 3-like. Gene Ontology annotation, molecular function: G protein-coupled receptor activity. Lineage: Eukaryota; Metazoa; Chordata; Actinopteri; Cichliformes; Cichlidae. The record is from RefSeq and is a predicted model, not a curated record. Gene Ontology annotation, biological process: cellular response to fatty acid; G protein-coupled receptor signaling pathway. Gene Ontology annotation, cellular component: plasma membrane.